Molecule: messenger RNA, 5813 nt
Organism: Asparagus officinalis (garden asparagus)
Lineage: Eukaryota; Viridiplantae; Streptophyta; Magnoliopsida; Asparagales; Asparagaceae
Product: E3 ubiquitin-protein ligase KEG
Biological process (GO): negative regulation of abscisic acid-activated signaling pathway; late endosome to vacuole transport; protein ubiquitination
Cellular component (GO): trans-Golgi network; early endosome
Molecular function (GO): protein kinase activity; protein binding; ATP binding
Source: RefSeq, a predicted model, not a curated record
CAUAGAGGCCGGGAGAAAAGGUGGGCGAGGGGAGACGGGGCAUGGGAAAGGUAAAAAGAAAAGAAAGGCGAGGGAGAGAAGUCGUAGACAGCUAGCUGCUGAUUUCUCGUUUCGUCCCCUUCUACUUCUAAAACAUAAUUAUUUCUCUUUCGUAGAAUCGAAACGAGCAAGGGCAUCCAUCAUCAGCUGAGAUCUAUCUGGUCUCUUCCGAAUCAAAAAGCCCCAAUUUUUCUUCUUCUUCUUCUUCUUUUGGGUUCUUCCUCUUACAGCAGCAGCGAGGAAUUGAUUCCAGUUGUGGGUGAGAUUGAUUGAUCCGUCGAGCGAGAAGAAGAUCCAGCAUGAAGGUGCCUUGCUGCUCAGUUUGCCACACGAGGUACGACGAGAAUGAGAGGAUCCCUUUGCUGCUCGACUGCGGCCACGGAUUCUGCAAGGCCUGCCUGACCCGCAUGUUCUCGUCGUCGCGACACCACCCUCCCUGUCCCGCUGCCGCCAUCCCACGUUGUGGCAACAGCGUACGCGCCCUCCGCAAGAACUUCCCCAUACUCUCCCUCCUCCUCUCCCCUUCUUCCCCUUCCUUUGAAUGCGACUUCACUGACGGGGCGAGGACGACGAUGAAGACGGCGGUGGCGCGAGGAGAGGAGGAGGAGGAUGACGAAUUUGUUGGACGAAGGCGCUUCGCCCCGGCUAUCCGUCGACGAAGAUGCUCCCAGCUCAGCAGCAGCGGGCAGCGGCAGCUGCAGCAAAUGGCGGGGAGGACGAUUACUUUGGCUGCAGCAGCAGCUCCAGGAGCAGGCAUCGCAGGAGCAGGCUGCCCCGGCCCUCUGUGUCUGCAGCUGCUGCUCCCCCAUAGAUCUGGGUCCCACAAUGAUCUGAAGCUGCUGAGGCAGCUCGGCGAGGGGGGGAAGAGGUCUGGCAGGAGACCUGGUCGGCCGUGCUGUCUUCCUCGUCUUCAUCAUCUGCCCCCUCUUCCAGUGGGGGUGGAAGCGGGAGUGGCAGUGGCGGGGGCAAGUGCAAAGCAUCAGGUUGCAGUGAAAAGGUGUGCCGUCACCGGAGACAUGGACGUGGUAGCGGUGCAGGGGAAGCUUGAGAAUCUGCGACGGGCUUCAAUGUGGUGCAGGAACGUCUGUACGUUCCACGGGGCUAUUAGGAUGGAGGAUCACCUGUGCCUCAUUAUGGAUAGAUAUAACAGCUCCAUUCAGGCUGAGAUGCGGCAGAACAAAGGUCGACUUACUCUGGAGCAAAUACUCAGAUAUGGGGCAGAUAUUGCUCGUGGGGUUGCGGAACUUCAUGCUGCAGGUGUUGUAUGCAUGAAUCUAAAACCAUCUAAUCUCCUUCUUGAUGCAAACUGCCGUGCGGUGGUUUCUGAUUAUGGGCUCCUGGAGAUUCUCAAGAAACCUUCAUGUCGAAGAGCUAGAUCUGUUCCUGAGGAAGGCUCUUCAAGGAUGCAUUCAUGCAUGGAUUGUACAUUGUUAAGUCCACAUUAUACUGCUCCAGAGGCAUGGGAACCAAUAAAAAAGUCUUUGAAUCUAUUUUGGGAUGAUGCAAUUGGUAGUAUAUCUGAGGAGUCAGAUGCUUGGAGUUUUGGAUGUACUCUUGUGGAAAUGUGUACUGGUUCCAUUCCAUGGGCAGGGUUAAGCUCAGAGGAAAUAUACCGAGCUGUUGUAAAGGCUCGGAGUUUGCCCCCACAGUAUGCAAGCGUGGUAGGUGUUGGAAUACCUAGGGAGUUGUGGAAGAUGAUUGGGGAAUGUCUGCAGUUCAAGGCAUCGAGAAGACCAACUUUUCAUGCAAUGCUAGGAAUAUUUCUUCGCCAUUUGCAAGGGAUACCUCGGAGUGCACCUGCAAGCCCUGAUAAUGACUUUACGUAUGUUCCUUCAACAAAUGCACCAGAACCAUCCCCAACAUCUGUCUUGGAAGUUUAUCCUGAAAAUCCAAGUGUUCUGCACCAACUUGUAUCUGCAGGAGAUGUAAGGGGUGUCAGGGACCUUCUUGUGAAAGUAGGAAGAAGCAGCAGUUCAGUUUAUUCACUCUUAGAAGCACAGGAUGCGGAUGGCCAUACAGCUCUGCAUUUAGCAUGCAGGAGGGGCUCUGUAAAACUUGUUGAAACUAUUUUGGAGUACAAGGAGGCUGAUGUGAAUAUUUUAGACAAAGAUGGUCAACCCCCAAUUGUGUUUGCUUUAAAUGCUGGUUCUCCAGAGUGCGUUCAUGCUCUCAUCAAUAGGUCUGCUGAUGUUAGUUCUAGGCUGAGACAAGGCUGUAGCCCAUCUAUUGCUCAUUAUUGUGCUUUACAUGGCCAGCCUGAAUGCAUGCGUGAGCUAUUACUGGCAGGGGCUGAUCCUAAUGCAGUAGAUGAUGAAGGUGAAUCUGUACUGCAUAGAGCAGUUGCAAAGAAAUUCAAUGAAUGUGCUAUUAUCAUAUUGGAAAGUGGAGGCUGCAGAUCAAUGGGGAUUCUGAAUGCCCAAAGAAAAACGCCACUGCACUUGUGCAUUGAAUCAUGGAAUGUGGCUAUUGUAAAAAGAUGGGUGGAGGUUGCAUCACAAAAAGAGAUAUACGAAGCAAUUGACAUACCAAGUCCUACUGGAACAGCAUUGUGUAUGGCUGCUGCUCUAAAGCAGGACCAUGAAAUUGAGGGGCGAGAAUUGGUAAGAAUAUUGCUUGCUGCUGGCGCAGAUCCUACAGCUCAAGAUGAACCAUACUGCCGAACAGCAUUGCAUACAGCAGCAAUGGUUAAUGAUGCAGAGUUGAUGAAGAUUAUUCUUGAAGCCGGAGUGGAUGUUGAUAUAAGAAAUGCUCAAAAUGCAACUCCACUUCAUGUUGCAUUAAAUAGAGGAGCAAAUUUAUGUGUUCCUUUGCUUUUAUCUGCGGGAGCAAACUGUAAUUUGCAGGACGAUGAUGGUGAUAAUGCUUUCCAUAUAGCAGCUGAUGCAGCGAAGCUGAUACGCGAAAAUCUUAACUGGAUUGUUCUAAUGUUACAACACCCUUGUCCUGCUGUGCAAGUCAGAAACCACAGGUACCACAACUUUAGACUAAUAUUAUCAUCCUUGCCUCGAGAAUGGAUUUCGGAGCUGAUGGAAGCACUAGCAAAUAAAGGUUUCUAUCUCCGACCAUGUAACUAUGAAGUUGGAGACUGGGUGAAAUUUAGAAAAAGUAUUAAAAAUCCUGCAUAUGGCUGGCAAGGUGCAAGGCAGAAGAGUGUAGGUUUCGUGCAGAAUGUUCUGGAUGAUGAGAAUCUUAUUGUUUCAUUUUGUACCGGAGAGGCUCAUGUUUUGGCGAAUGAAGUUAUUAAAGUGAUACCCCUGAAUAGGGGCCAGCAUGUGCAGCUAAAGGCAGAUGUUAAGGAACCAAGGUAUGGCUUGCGUGGUCAAUCUCGCGAUAGCAUAGGAACUGUUCUUUGUGUUGAUGAUGAUGGAAUUCUGCUAGUUGGUUUUCCUGGAGCUUCCAGGGGAUGGAGAGUCGAUCCUGCGGAAAUGGAAAGAGUUGAAGAGUUCAAGGUCGGUAGCUGGGUCCGUAUUCGUCCCGCAUUAACUACUGCUAUACAUGGUUUGGAAGCUGUAACUCCUGGUAGCAUCGGGAUAGUGUAUUCAAUCCGUCCAGAUAGUAGUCUUUUAUUGGGCCUCUGCUAUUUGCCUAGCCCAUGGUAUUGUGAACCAGAGGAAGUUGAACCUGUUGAGCCAUUCAGGAUUGGUGAUCAAGUAUGUGUAAAGAGAUCUGUUGCGGAGCCUAGAUUUGCCUGGGGUGGUGAGACACAUCAUAGUGUUGGAAAAAUAAGUGAAAUAGAGAGUAAUGGUUUGCUUAUAAUUGAUAUUCCAAAUCGAUCAGCUAUGUGGAAAGCUGAUCCUUCCGAUAUGGAAAAGGUGGAAAACUUCAAGGUGGGGGACUGGGUGAGGGUCAAAGCUUCUGUUCCAUCUCCAAAAUAUGGAUGGGAGGAUGUAACUAGGAACAGUAUAGGAGUUAUACAUAGUCUUGAAGAUGCUGGUGAUAUUGGUAUUGCCUUUUGCUUUAGAAGCAAGCCUUUCUGCUGCUCAGUGGCAGAUAUAGAGAAGGUCCCUCCAUUUGAAGUAGGUCAAAGAAUUCAUGUGACACCAUCUAUUGCUCAGCCACGGCUUGGAUGGUCUAACGAAACAGCAGCCACGAUUGGGACAAUUUCCAGAAUAGACAUGGAUGGAACUCUCAAUGUGAAGGUGGCUGGUAGAAGCAGCUUGUGGAAAGUUUCUCCAGGUGAUGCUGAGCCACUCUCUGGCUUUGAGGUUGGAGAUUGGGUUCGUCUGAAGCCCAACAGCCUUGGAGGGCCUCGGCCCACAUAUGAUUGGAACAGUAGUGGGAAAGAAAACAUAGGUGUCGUUCAUAGCAUACAGGAUUCGGGAUAUCUGGAAUUGGCUGGGUGUUCAAGGAAAGGAAAGUGGAUGGCUCAUCACAUGGAUGUCGAGAAGAUCCCGUGCCUUAAGAUUGGUGAACAUGUGCGUUUCCGUAGUGGAUUAGUGGAGCCAAGAUGGGGUUGGAGGGAUGCUAGGCCUGAUUCCAGAGGCAUCAUAACUGGUGUUCACGCUGAUGGAGAAGUCAGGGUGGCAUUUUUCGGUGUGCGUGGGCUCUGGCGAGGAGAUCCUGCAGACCUCGAGAAGGAGGAGAUGUAUGAGGUUGGAGAAUGGGUGAGGCUAAGAGGCAAUUCGGAUGCUUGGAGGUCCUUGAAGCCUGGGAGCAUAGGUGUGGUUCAUGGCAUUGGUUAUAGUGAAGAUGACGUGUGGGAUGGAACUAUACAUGUUUCCUUCUGUGGUGAGCAGGAGAGAUGGGUGGGCCUGGCUGCUCACCUCGAGAGAGUGGAUAGGCUCUCUGUAGGGCAACGAGUGAGGAUAAAGAAGAGUGUGAAGCAACCAAGGUUUGGGUGGUCGGGCCACACCCACAGUAGCAUUGGCACAGUAUCAUCUGUGGACGCAGAUGGGAAGCUGAGAAUAUACACACCGGCAGGGUCGAAAGCAUGGAUGAUGGACCCAGCGGAAGUGGAGAGAGUGGUGGUCGAGGAGGAUGUGGAGAUUGGAGAUUGGGUGAGGGUUAGGGCGUCAGUUGCAACCCCAACAUACCAAUGGGGGGAAGUCAGCACUUGCAGCAUCGGAGUAGUGCACAGGAAAGAGGAUGGGGAACUGUGCAAGGAGUGGGAGGUUGAGAAAGUGAGGGCAUUUAGGGUGGGUGACAAAGUCAGGAUCAGGCCUGGUCUUGUGAUGCCGAGGUGGGGUUGGGGAUUAGAGACUUCUGCGAGUAAAGGGGAGGUGAUGGGGGUGGAUGCUAAUGGAAAGCUAAAGAUUAGGUUCAAAUGGGGGGAUAGACGGUUGUGGAUUGGUGAUCCUGCUGAUGUUAUACUUGAUGAUGAUGAUAUGUCCUCCGACACGCCUGCCCUUGAUGACUACUUCAGUUCGUAGGAACAGUAGCAGAGGCUCACUCUGAUUCUUUUCUCUUUCUUUUAUUUAUUACAGUUAAUGUUCCUUUUUGAAAAAGGGUCCCAGUGUUUGUAUCAUCGUCAUCGCCAUCAUUAGUUUUAUUGUGAAAUAUUACCAUGGUCGAACUUUCUUCGAGCUGCUUGCGAAGAAUGUCUAUUUUAUCAGCCCCUUUGCCAGCAUGGGGAGAUUCCCUUCUCAAGGCAAUAAAGAAAGUUAAGCCCACGUUGAGUACAUAAGAGGAUUAGUAAGGUUCUGGUUUUCAGUUAUUUGUAUCAUAUAACAUUUCCUUCACGAACAAAAUGAAAGAGCUCACUGUAAAAUUUGUACGUGAUGCUAGUUAGAAAGCUUGCUUGGGUGCUGGAAUCCUGCGUCCUAGCGUUAGUUCUA